CCCCCCCCCCCAUCAGCAGCUGAUCUAGAGAUGGUAGAUGCCCCCAAGCUGGGGGAAACCACAGAGGAACCAACAGCACUCCUUAGAUGGGAAUUUUGGUGUCCUGUGUUAUUUAUUGGGCUUUGAGACCUGGAUGUCUUGUAGGUAACACCUCUGAGAAGACCUGACUUGCACGUGAUCCGUUGAGGAUCAUGUCCCCAGUUAUGGCUGAAAGAUGUGGACUUGAGUGGGGAUGAAGCCAAGCCCAAGGAGACAAAAUGGUGGCAAUCCAAGAGAAGGAAGGAUGCUGACUCUCCGGUUCCAGCUGCCUUUGUGAGCAACCUGGAGAGAAGAAUGGAGGAGCCAAAUCCUGCACGACCUGAACCAGGACAAGGUUCGGGGACAGGAGCAGGAAAAUCUCCACGGGCCGUUCAGGCUGGAGCCAUCGGUGAGUUUCUGAGGUGGGCCACACCUCAGCCGGGUAGGCCAGAGAGGCAAGAGGGAAUGCGGGAAUCACACGGAGAGGCCCAGUGGCAGGAAAUCCUAAAGACGGUUCAGUCUUCUCAUUCAGGCUGGACAAGUUCCCAGGUGCCAGACCUGCCUCCGUGGGAUGACCUGUCCAUGUUUGAGAGGGUGGCUGAUGCCUGCCAGUGGUCCCGAGGAGAAGGCGUGGCCAGAUUGGGACCAAACCUUAGCGGAGAAGGCCAGCAGUUCUUCAGCAGCCUGGAGAUCAGAGACAGGGGAGACUACGGGAAGAUGAAGGCCACCAUCCAACGUGGAGACACUGUGAGUGCCGAGACGCAGCGCCAACGCUUCCGCCAGUUCUGCUACCAGGAGACUGAGGGGCCCCGUGAGGUGUGCAGCCGGUUGCGGGAACUCUGCCAUCGCUGGUUGGAGCCAGAGAGCCGCACCAAGGAGCAGAUCCUGGAGCUCUUGAUCCUGGAGCAGUUCUUGACAAUCCUGCCCAAGGAGAUCCAGAACCAAGUCCGAGAACGUGGGCCAGAGACCUGUGCUCAGGCAGUGGCCCUGGCAGAGGGAUUCCUGCUGAGGCAGCGAGAGGGAGAAAAACGGGAACAACAGGUCACAACAUCGCUUCAAGGGGGGACCACAAACUGCUCUGAGACGCUGCGACCUUCAACAAACUCCAGGCCAAGGCAAAACUACAAAGAAGUCAGGCAGCAAGACAACAGGAGUGCCAGUUCACUGGGUGCCAAGUUUUUGGGACGAGCCGGGCAGUGCUUCCAGUGUCCAGACUGUGGGAAAAGGUUUAGGGGAGAGGAGGAGCUCCGGGCUCACGGUGGCAUCCACCGGAAGGACAGACCUCACGCCUGUGCUCAGUGCGGGAAAAGGUUCACCCGCCCAUCAGGCCUAGCCAAACAUUUGAAAACCCACUCGGGAGAAAAACCCUACCACUGCGGCCAGUGCCCUAAAAGCUUCAUUCAGAUGUCGCACCUUACCAGGCAUCAACGAAUCCACACCGGGGAGAAGCCUCACCCCUGUGCCGAAUGUGGGAAACGUUUCAACUGCCCGUCAGACUUGGCCAAACACCAGCACAUUCACACAGGAGAGAAGCCCUUCCGUUGUGCUGAGUGCGGGGCGAGGUUUAACCAGUUCUCCCACCUCACGAGACAUCAGAGGAUCCAUACAGGAGAGAAGCCCCACGCCUGUACCGAGUGUGGAGAAACUUUUAGCCAGCGGGCACAUCUGAUCAGCCAUCAGAGGAUCCACACGGGAGAAAGACCAUACCGGUGCACCUAUUGCCAAAAAUGUUUCAGCCACCUCUCAGCCCUCACAGUACACAAGAGGAUCCAUAUGGGCCAACGGCCCUAUGGCUGCCCCGAGUGCGGGAAAAGAUUCAUCGCUUCGUCAGCUCUAACCAGGCACCAGAGGACACACUCCGAGGAAAGACCUCAUACUUGUGAUGAGUGUGGCAGGAGGUUCAACCAGCUGUCACACCUUCACAGGCACCGACGGACCCACUCAGGGGAGAGGCCCCACAGCUGUGCAGAGUGUGGGAAAAGAUUCAACCAGCUGUCCUCUCUCACCAGGCACCAGAAAAUCCACACCGGAGAAAAGCCUUACCCCUGUGAUGAGUGUGAGAGGAGGUUCAUCCGGCUGGCUGACCUAAUCAUCCACCAGAGAAUCCACACCGGGGAGAAGCCCUAUCGUUGCACAGAGUGUGGUAGGAGGUUCCGGCAGAGACAGACUCUUGUCAAGCACCAGAGACUCCACCCAAUAACAAAUUCUUAAAAAUAUACAGAGUGCAACCUUCACCUUUGGGGUUUUUAUCCAGAAUGUGGAUAUUCCAAGGCAGCAAGAGAGAUUUGAUCCAAACACUGCAUUUUCUCCCCUCACCAUGGCUGCCUCUCUUUGGUACCACAGAGGGAACGGAGUUUUACUGUUAAUGGUUUCCAAACCACUUUAGCAAAAGGGAUCUUCCAGCAGAAUUUUAAUGGACCCAAAGAUCUUGCUCCCUCCCUCCCUGUGUCUGUCCCCUGUUGUCCAAAUAUUCCAAUGAUGGCAGCUUAUAAUAUUGGAUCGGGACCCAAUGUUGAAUCAGUUUGAAAAUGGAAACUAUUGGAUGAGGAAAUUUCUCACUCACGAUGUUCCAGUGCCACAAAGACCCUCUGAUCAAAGAUAUGUUAUCAGCAUGAUGAAGAUAUUUUAGUGUAGGCAAGGAUGGAUUGCUCCUUAAAGCAUUUGGGAAGAACUGAGGAAACAGAGAUGAACGAGGAUAGACUACUUUGAACAGACUUUUCUGUAUUACUGUUCUAAUACUCACACACACACACCUUUUGUUAA
This is a messenger RNA of Eublepharis macularius, 2781 nucleotides long. RefSeq names its product zinc finger protein 883-like. Bases 334 to 2229 code for a protein of 631 amino acids. Gene Ontology annotation, cellular component: nucleus. The transcript is spliced from 4 exons. Lineage: Eukaryota; Metazoa; Chordata; Lepidosauria; Squamata; Eublepharidae. The record is from RefSeq and is a predicted model, not a curated record.